Chiloscyllium plagiosum (whitespotted bambooshark) is the source of this 2853-nucleotide messenger RNA. RefSeq names its product adrenoceptor alpha 1D (gene adra1d). The record is from RefSeq and is a predicted model, not a curated record. Gene Ontology annotation, molecular function: alpha1-adrenergic receptor activity. NCBI's taxonomy places the organism in Eukaryota, Metazoa, Chordata, Chondrichthyes, Orectolobiformes, Hemiscylliidae. Gene Ontology annotation, biological process: positive regulation of MAPK cascade; phospholipase C-activating G protein-coupled receptor signaling pathway; adenylate cyclase-activating adrenergic receptor signaling pathway. Gene Ontology annotation, cellular component: plasma membrane.
UUGAGACGAGCAAAAGCAACUGAGUUCCGACAGUGAACCACUCGCAUUGGAUUAAAACAAAAACUAAUCAUGUGGCUGCGUGUCGUGAGCUCGGAGCCCGGUUUAAGCAGUGCCUUUAGAGGCAUGACAGUGGCUGAUUGUAAUCGCUUCACUAAAGUUAACCUUAAAGGAUUAUUACAGUGGAACUGGUAAAUCCACCCCCCCCCCCCCCCUCCCCGUUACAUUUACCUUCGAGGGAUUCAACAUCUGGAAGACCAUUUUCAAUUUGCAUUCGUUCAGCGUCAGAGAGAGAAGAGAAACGGGCUUACUAUUGACAAGUAGAAAUGAUUGUAUCUAACUUAAAAAGCCAGCGGUGGAAGUGUUAGGUGAAUAAAAAGACAGCGGUCGAACCCCCUCUCAAAACCAAUCAUCACGCGGAGAUUCCACACAGCAAAAUUGGUGGAGAGAUUUGUGUCCCUUACUUUGCACGGGGCAAGUCUUUCGUGAGUUUUCGCCAGUGCAAAGGAGUAGUUUUCAGCUUCAGAGACAGAAAUGGCUGGAAAAGCUCAGCAGGCCUGGCAGCCUCUGUGGGAGAGAAAUCAAGAGUUUUAAGUUUUCUUCAGUGGGUUACCGAUGGGGGAAGCUAGCUGACAGAAUGAAGGGAGGGAUGGGGGGGGGGGGGGGUUGAACAGGAGCCAGCUCUUUGCUGCCCUCUGUCAGUGUCCCCUACAGCCGCACACACACACACACACAGAGACAGACAGACAGACAGCCCGUGACGUUGGGACCAUUUCGAGGAGGCGAGGUUUAAUGUGAUUGAAAAGUGAUCUUCAAGCCUCAUCAUCCAACUGCUUUGAAGAGAUUUCCCUCAGUGGUCAGCGCAGGCGAUAUUUCGGACCGCUCUUGAAGAGGAAGAUUUCUUCAUCUGGGCUUGCACUGAGAAAAACCAGCAAAAAAAAGUUGCGACUGGAAGUGAAUGGGAGGAAGAGGAUGCAUGAGAGAGAGAGAGAGAGAAAGGGGGGAAUGAAGGUCCAGUGAGGAAUGAGUGAGAGCAUCCCCUGAGCGGGCGUGCGGGGACAAGGGAAGAAGUUGCCCAAACCUUCCCGCUCCCCUCCCCUCCCCAAUGGAGAGCCCCGCUGCUCCACCAUGACUUGGGCAGAGUGGGCGAACCGCAGCCUGGACAGCAACGGCUCGGGGGCGGCCGGCAACAGGUCGGGCGCGGCCGGCUCGGCGCCCCAGAGGCAGGCGGUGGCGCUGGGGGUGGCGCUGGGCGCCCUGAUCGCCUUCGCCAUCGCCGGCAACAUCCUGGUGAUCCUGUCGGUGGCGUGCAACCGGCACCUGCAGACGGUCACCAACUACUUCGUGGUGAACCUGGCGGUGGCGGACCUGCUGCUGAGCGCCACCAUCCUGCCCUUCUCGGCCAGCCUGGAGGUGUUCGGCUACUGGGCUUUCGGGCGGCCCUUCUGCGAUGUCUGGGCGGCGGUGGACGUGCUCUGCUGCACCGCGUCCAUCAUGAGCCUCUGCACCAUCUCCAUCGACCGGUACAUCGGCGUCCGCUACUCCCUGCGCUACCCUGCCAUCAUGACCGAGCGCAGGGCGCUCUGGGUCCUGCUGCUCCUGUGGCUGUCCUCCCUGGUCAUCUCGGUGGGACCCCUCCUGGGCUGGAAGGAGCCCGCUCCCGCCGACGACACCGUCUGCAGCAUCACCGAGGAGCCGGGCUACGCCCUCUUCUCCUCCCUGUUCUCCUUCUACCUGCCCCUCACCGUCAUCCUGGCCAUGUACUGCCGCAUCUACGUGGUGGCCCGCAGGACCACCCGCAGCCUGGAGGCCGGGGUCAAGAGGGAGCGAGGGGGCAACCGCACCGAGCUGGUGCUCAGGAUCCACUGCCGGAGUGCGGCCGGGUCGGCGGAGGAAGCGGGCUCCUCUCUCAGGACCAGGGGCCAGGCUCUGCCGCCCCCCUUGCCCCUCCGCAGCUCCCUCUCCAUGCGCCUCCUCAAGUUCUCCCGGGAGAAGAAGGCGGCCAAGACGGUGGGCAUCGUGGUGGGAGUGUUCGUCCUCUGCUGGCUCCCCUUCUUCACCAUCUUACCGCUCGGUGCUUUCUUUCCGUCUAUCAAGCCCUCUGAUGUGGUCUUCAAGGUGAUCUUCUGGCUGGGUUACUUCAACAGCUGCAUCAAUCCCAUUAUAUACCCAUGCUCGAGCAAGGAGUUCAAACGAGCCUUCAUCAGGCUGCUGAAGUGCCAGUGUCGGAGGAGACGGCGGCCACCCUGGCGAGUGUAUGGUCACCGUGACUGGAGGGCAUCUACCUACAGUUCGGAGCGCAGCUCCGAGGCUGAUGUGCUGAGCAGGUCCAUCGGGAGCUGCAGGACAUUGUCGCUGAACAGUUCCUUUGCGCUGAGCCAAAGGCACCGAGGGAGCAGCAGCAGUGAGGGCAUCAGUGGAAGCAGCGGCACCAGUCGGACACUCAGCCUUCACGGCUGGAAACUCUUCCCAUCCUUCUCCAAAUCACCCUUCCAACUCCGAGAGAAAAUGAACAACCUCUCCAACAAAAUCCGAAUGGGACAGCACAGGCCCUGCACAUCAGCUGCCAGUAAGGUAGACAAUGUCCCAGUGGAGUCCAUCUCCAUCGGGGUAUGCCAGGAAUUCAAAGAGCACACAGCUUAUCAAAUAUACGAAGUCACUGACUGUUAUGGACUGAAAGAGACGGAUAUUUAAGAUUUCACCAUCUGCCAGAGUAGGAUUCGAACACAGAUCCCCAGAGCAUUUGUAUAAGGUCCUGGAUUAUUUACUUAAUGACAUCACCACUACACCACGGACCUUCGGGUGACCAUCCUCCAAGUUGGACUUCGGGACAGGCAGCAGAGGAAAGUGGCCGAG